CAUACGCGAUAAAAAAAACAACAACAUACAAAAACAGAAUAUUAAAAUGGAUGUUGCGCCAAACAUACAAAUGUUGUUAGUUCUUGUUCACUUAUACUUUAUUUCAAAUGUACUUAGUGCGGACAUAUCUGAAGAUCUGUUUAUAUGUAAGCGGAAGGAAGGUGGUGAUGGACAUAGCCAUGGCAACCAUAAGGCGGCUGGAAGACUGGAACACCGGAUGGACAAUGUUGAACGUGCGUUGCUUAAGUUUCAACAAUCGGUGACUUCCGAAAACGGACAUGUACGAAGCGUUCCCAGAGGAUGUAGUGAAAUAGCUAGAACUGGCAUGCUGCUACAGCCGGGUGUGUUUGAAGUCUCUCCGGACGGCAGGUGUCCAUUUUACGUCUUUUGUGAUGUCGACGGCUGGACUGUCAUUCAACGGAGAACACAUGGUAACGUCAGUUUUGAGCGUUCAUGGGAGGAAUACGUCAGUGGAUUCGGAAACUUGACUGGAGACUUCUGGCUUGGUUUAGAAAAGGUACAUCGCCUCACUUCCGGUGGGAGCCGACUUAUGAUUACAAUGAAUAAAUCUGAUAGUAAUACAGGAUAUCUAUGGGGAUCGUACGAAGCUGUGGAAGUUCACAGCGUUAUGAAGCAAUACGCGCUGAAUGUAGAUCCCUGGGGCUACGUUGGAAAUGUCCCAGAACUGCUUAGCUACCACAAUGGUAUGAAGUUCACCACGCAUGACCGCGAUUUGGACAAAAUGAUAGUUGAAAACUGCAGCCAAAAGUACGGGCGGUCCGGCUGGUGGUUCAACGCCUGCUUUCGGUUGGGAAACCUCAACGGACGAUUCGGGGUCCGGGAGGCGGGAGGCAUGAGCUACUGGGACAAUCAGGAUGUGUACAUCAGUGGAUCAGAAAUGAAAGUCAAGCCCAGCAAAGGAGAAUGUUGAAAAUUUACAUUUACAAGUUGUUAUGGUUGUUACUUGUGUUCUCUUGUUUACAUUUAUUAUCCUAUCAGAAUGGUACUCAGUAGGCGGAAUUUGACCGUGCAACUAGUAGCUUGUGGAUAUAUAACAACGUCAUUUCAAUAUGCGCAAUCUUCUUGUAGGGCAAAGUAUGGAACCGAACAGUUACUACACAAACCCUCGAGUCAGAUUGAAUUUAUACACUACUCGCGUUUCGCACUCAUUCUGUAUAAGUUUAAUAACUCGAAAAGUGUCUGUAGUAACACUUACGUAUAGCAACAGACGGACAAUUGCCUGCAGUAACACUUACGUAUAGCAACAGACGGACAAUUGCCUGCAGUAACACUUACGUAUAGCAACAGACGGACAAUUGCCUGCAGUAACACUUACGUAUAGCAACAGACGGACAAUUGCCUGCAGUAACACUUACGUAUAGCAACAGACGGACAAUUGCCUGCAGUAACACUUACGUAUAGCAACAGACGGACAAUUGCCUGCAGUAACACUUACGUAUAGCAUCAGACGGACACAGAAAUGGAAACAAUAUUCUUUAAGGUUUCCAUUUCCGUCCUGCCAAACGGUGGUUCCAAAAUAGCAUGUCGUGCAUCUAUCAAACAUGAUUCAAUAUAGAUUCAUUUCAAUGUUUUCGCAUUUUUGAUGGAUAUAAUUUCUUUAUUCAAUAUAUUGUUUAAGCCACGAAGACCGCAGUUACGUGUUGUUGACAUUAAAUGACCACCAAAACACA
This is a messenger RNA of Mya arenaria, 1691 nucleotides long. Its product is annotated as fibrinogen-like protein A. Bases 47 to 931 code for a protein of 294 amino acids. Lineage: Eukaryota; Metazoa; Mollusca; Bivalvia; Myida; Myidae. The record is from RefSeq and is a predicted model, not a curated record. The transcript is spliced from 2 exons.